Erinaceus europaeus (western European hedgehog) is the source of this 1787-nucleotide messenger RNA. RefSeq names its product metallophosphoesterase domain containing 1 (gene MPPED1). The coding region runs from base 414 to 1394 and encodes 326 amino acids. Gene Ontology annotation, molecular function: hydrolase activity. The transcript has 7 exons. NCBI's taxonomy places the organism in Eukaryota, Metazoa, Chordata, Mammalia, Eulipotyphla, Erinaceidae. The record is from RefSeq and is a predicted model, not a curated record.
GGGGUCCGGGCCGAGGGUGCGGUACGUCCCUCCCGGCGCCGGGGCGGGGAGAAGGGGAGGGCGCGGGGAGGGCGGCGGCUGGCUGGGGAGCCCGCUAGGCUGCGAGCCGCGCGGCAGGCGGGCGAGGGAGGGGGCAGCGGGGGAGCCCCCCGCCCCCCGAAGGAGGAGUCUGGCUCCCACUUGCUGCCUCGGACGCGCGGCGAGGCUGCGGCCGCCCGAGGAGCCCCCGCCUCUGCGCCGCCUCUCCGGAGCGCCCCGGCCUCCCCGGGUGAGCGUUGCUGCUCGCGGCCGCCGAGGCUCGAAGACUAGCCGGGGGUCAGUCUGUUCCCAGGUCUGGCGCAGGACCCGCCCGUGGUGGCAGCAGCAGCAGAGGCAGUGGUGGCGGGAGAUGCCCGGGAGCCCCUCAGAGGUCCAUGUGGCGUGCUAGGUGGGACCCCGGCAUCCUGAAGGCAGAGGCCCUGGCCCUGCUGCCCUGCGGCCUGGGCAUGGCCUUCUCCCAGUCGCACGUGAUGGCCGCCCGGAGGCACCAGCACAGCCGGCUCAUCAUCGAGGUGGACGAGUACAGCUCCAACCCCACCCAGGCCUUCACCUUCUACAACAUCAACCAGGGCCGCUUCCAGCCGCCGCACGUGCAGAUGGUGGACCCAGUGCCUCACGACGCACCCAAGCCGCCUGGCUACACCCGCUUUGUCUGCGUGUCUGACACACACUCUAGGACAGACCCCAUCCAGAUGCCCUAUGGAGAUGUGCUGAUCCAUGCCGGGGACUUCACGGAGCUGGGGCUCCCGAGCGAGGUGAAGAAGUUCAACGAGUGGCUUGGCAGCCUGCCCUACGAGUACAAGAUUGUCAUCGCAGGCAACCAUGAGCUGACCUUUGACCAGGAGUUCAUGGCCGACCUCAUCAAGCAGGACUUUUACUACUUCCCGUCCGUGUCCAAGCUGAAGCCUGAGAACUACGAGAAUGUGCAGUCCCUGCUCACCAACUGCAUCUACCUGCAGGACUCAGAGGUGACUGUGCGAGGCUUCCGGAUCUACGGCUCCCCGUGGCAGCCCUGGUUUUACGGCUGGGGCUUUAACCUCCCUAGAGGCCAAGCACUGCUGGAAAAGUGGAACCUUAUCCCUGAGGCCGUGGACAUCCUCAUCACCCAUGGGCCUCCUCUGGGCUUCCUGGACUGGGUCCCCAAGAAGAUGCAGAGGGUGGGCUGCGUGGAGCUGCUCAACACGGUGCAGAGACGGGUCCAGCCGAGACUGCAUGUCUUUGGCCACAUCCAUGAAGGGUAUGGAGUCAUGGCGGACGGCACGACCACCUAUGUGAAUGCAUCCGUGUGCACCGUCAACUACCAGCCUGUGAAUCCGCCCAUAGUCAUCGACCUGCCCACGCCCCGGAACUCCUGACUAUGCCUGCCAGCCUGGCCCUUCCCGUGCACACCAACUCCGUUUGCCUGGUUGAGAGCACGGAUGCCCAACACCCUUCCUCCCAUACAGAACACCUGUUUGAUUGUGGGUUCCAGCCUGCCAGAUGGGCCGAGGCCUUGGGAGGAAGAAAUCGCCUCUGACGCUUCAGCUGACUGUCACCUGGAGUUGGGGACUCUGCGGGGGGGCUCCCUGUCAGGGGCUCUGUGCUUGUUGCUCUUUCCUGCGUGUACAUUCCGUGCGUACCUCCUAAGCACAGAGUAAGCUUGGGGGACCGUCGCGCCUUCAUCCUUCCUGGCCCCACACCUCUGCAGGUUGGGGAAGCUGCUGUUCUUGGACGAUAUUGGAAGUUCUCGCACAAAAUUCUCCCUCUGA